AUCCAUUAUCAAUUUCUAGUGAUUGAGAUAAUACAAUGCAAGGAAGAGAGCAAGAUGUAUCGGUAGGAGCGAACAGAUACAGGGAAACGCAGCCCAUUGGAAUCGCUGCUCAAGGCGACAAAGACUACUCGGAACCUGCACCAGCGCCGCUGUUCGAACCCGCCGAGCUGACUUCAUGGUCGUUCUACAGAGCUGGGAUCGCAGAAUUCGUGGCGACAUUCCUUUUCCUCUACGUCACGAUCUUGACCGUAAUGGGUGUGGGAAAAGCACCCACCAAGUGUUCGACGGUUGGUAUACAAGGAAUUGCAUGGUCUUUCGGUGGAAUGAUCUUUGCUUUAGUCUAUUGUACAGCCGGAAUUUCAGGAGGACAUAUAAAUCCAGCUGUGACAUUCGGAUUGCUUUUGGCAAGAAAGUUAUCUUUAACUAGAGCUUUAUUCUACAUGGUGAUGCAAUGCCUUGGAGCUAUUUGCGGUGCGGGGAUAGUGAAAGGAUUUGAAGGUAAAACCGAAUAUACUAUUCUCAGCGGAGGAGCCAAUUUUGUGAACCACGGUUACACCAUAGGCGACGGACUUGGUGCUGAAAUCAUGGGCACUUUCGUCCUAGUCUACACCGUUCUCUCCGCCACAGAUGCUAAACGCAGUGCGCGGGACUCUCAUGUGCCGAUCUUGGCACCAUUGCCAAUUGGGUUUGCUGUGUUUUUGGUUCAUUUGGCAACUAUUCCAAUUACGGGUACUGGUAUUAACCCGGCUAGAAGUCUUGGAGCAGCGAUAAUCUAUAAUCGAAGACAUGCCUGGAAUGAUCAUUGGAUCUUCUGGGUAGGGCCAUUUAUUGGGGCGGGAUUGGCUUCCUUAUAUCACCAAGUUGUGAUCAGAGCCAUCCCUUUCAAUAAGUCCAAGUGAUUUGCAAAUUGUAUCCUUCUGAUCAUUGCAGUUCAGAAUCCAGAUGAGGAGGGAAAAAGAAAAAACAUGCUCAGAUCUGUAUAGAUUAUAGAAGAAAGUGGAUAACAUUGGCUCUGAAAAAUGACAUUCUGCCAUUAUGCAGUUUGAUCAAGUGACCAGAGUCGGUGCAUACGAGAACAAAGGUAACAGGUUCGAUUCCCACUUAGAAUGCAUUAAGUUGAAGCAUAGGUCAUGACUAUAGGAGUCAUGCUAGCUUAUACCAUUCAACCGAAACGAAAAAAAAACUUAUGUAUUAUCUUUUCUUGUGUGGAAAUCAAUGUAUUUUUAAAUUUGGCCACACAAAUAAAAGUCACUCAAAAAAGGGCAUGUA
Molecule: messenger RNA, 1269 nt
Organism: Impatiens glandulifera
Lineage: Eukaryota; Viridiplantae; Streptophyta; Magnoliopsida; Ericales; Balsaminaceae
Product: probable aquaporin PIP-type 7a
Exons: 4
Coding region: 36-899 (287 amino acids)
Biological process (GO): transmembrane transport; response to water deprivation
Cellular component (GO): plasma membrane; plasmodesma; vacuole
Molecular function (GO): water channel activity
Source: RefSeq, a predicted model, not a curated record